Messenger RNA from Cucurbita maxima (winter squash), 859 nucleotides. RefSeq lists its product as uncharacterized. The record is from RefSeq and is a predicted model, not a curated record. The transcript is spliced from 2 exons. NCBI's taxonomy places the organism in Eukaryota, Viridiplantae, Streptophyta, Magnoliopsida, Cucurbitales, Cucurbitaceae. The coding region runs from base 160 to 654 and encodes 164 amino acids.
GGUUUGCACUCGCUUUCUUUUAGGAGUUUCGUUCUUAGUCCUCCGAGUCCUGCCUUGAAAGUGGGAGGACCCUCUCUCUGUGCUUCCAUUUCCAUCAGGAGUUUGCAAAUAAAUUAGCGAUUCUGAUAAGUAUACGUAUAGAUAUAGAUUGAUAGGAUAAUGUCCAUCACUUUUGCUUUUCAGUCUCUCUGUACCAAUGUUUUCCCAUCUCCCGUUUCAAAUCAUCCCGAAAUUUCAUCGAUUUGGCGUCCUAUUUCCACUAAACUCCCACAAUUACGCAACCCCAUCUCUCAAUCCUUCAGGAAAAGCUUGAGCAUUGUCUCUUCCAAGUCAUCCGAGGCAGAGGAGCUCUCUGCUUCAGAGGACGAGUGGCUGAACAAGCUUCCGGAAAAGAAGAAGCCCUUGUACUCUCACAGUUUGCCUUGCAUCGAGGCUUGGUUAAAGAACUUGGGAUUUUACCAGAGUAACGAGGACCGAGCCGUGUGGCUAAUCGAGAAGCCUGAAUGGCACGCCCAGCUCUCCCUGGAUGUCACCGACCUCUAUAUAAGGUAUCUAAAGAGUGGACCAGGAAAUCUUGAGAAAGACGUGGAGAGGAGAUUUAGCUAUGCACUAAGCAGAGAAGAUAUUGAGAAUGCUGUACUCGGAGGACCUUGAACACAGUUUAUCACUACUCCAUGUGUUGCAAUCAUUCAUUCCUUUCUGUCAAUAUAUAUAUAACAUAAUUUCUUGAUCUAUUUUCUUCCCAUUCCACAAUUGGUAGCAACGGAAUCCACUUUUUGUUCACCACACUCUACCUUUCAAUGCUGUACUGCUUUGAUGAACAGGGGAAUAAAAUUGAUAGAACGCAUUCUUCUCCCCA